Echinops telfairi (small Madagascar hedgehog) is the source of this 609-nucleotide messenger RNA. RefSeq names its product S-phase kinase-associated protein 1. The transcript is spliced from 2 exons. The record is from RefSeq and is a predicted model, not a curated record. The coding region runs from base 1 to 609 and encodes 202 amino acids. Gene Ontology annotation, cellular component: cytoplasm; nucleus. Gene Ontology annotation, molecular function: cullin family protein binding. Gene Ontology annotation, biological process: SCF-dependent proteasomal ubiquitin-dependent protein catabolic process. Lineage: Eukaryota; Metazoa; Chordata; Mammalia; Afrosoricida; Tenrecidae.
AUGACUGUGCCAUCGACACCUUCCUUCAAGAGGUACCUGGAACAGAUCUCCGGGGAUGGCAAAGCCAUCGGAGUCCUGACCAGCGGCGGGGAUGCCCAAGCCCGAAGAGAGAUCACCAGGCCGUCAAUUAAGUUGCAGAGUUCUGAUGGCGAGGUAUUUGAAGUCGAUGUGGAAAUUGCUAAGCAAUCUGUGACUAUCAAGACCAUGUUGGAAGAUUUGGGAGUGGAUGAUGAAGGAGAUGAUGAUCCAGUUCCUUUACUAAAUGUGAGUGCAGCGAUAUUAAAAAAGGUCAUUCAGUCGUGCACCCACCACAAGGAUGACCCUCCUCCUCCUGAGGAUGAUGAGAACCAAGAGAAAAGAACAGAUGAGAUCCCAGUUUGGGACCAAGAAUUCCUGAAAGUUGACCAGGGAACACUUUUUGAACUUAUUCUGGCUGCAAACUACUUAGACAUUAAGGGUUUGCUUGAUGUUACAUGCAAGACCAUUGCCAAUAUGAUCAAGGGGGAAACGCCUGAGGAGAUUCGCAAGACCUUCAAUAUCAAAAAGGACUUUACCGAAGAGGAGGAAGCCCAGGUGCGCAAAGAGAACCAGUGGUGUGAAGAGACGUGA